Messenger RNA from Drosophila busckii, 1799 nucleotides. RefSeq names its product tryptophan 5-hydroxylase 1 (gene Trhn). Gene Ontology annotation, molecular function: iron ion binding; tryptophan 5-monooxygenase activity. The record is from RefSeq and is a predicted model, not a curated record. NCBI's taxonomy places the organism in Eukaryota, Metazoa, Arthropoda, Insecta, Diptera, Drosophilidae. The transcript is spliced from 7 exons. Gene Ontology annotation, biological process: aromatic amino acid metabolic process; serotonin biosynthetic process. Bases 59 to 1756 code for a protein of 565 amino acids. Gene Ontology annotation, cellular component: neuron projection.
ACGACGCGUGUGCCACAGUUGGUUCGCAGUGCUUAAGCUUGGUUUAAUUUCUGUUAAAAUGAGUGCAUCGGGCAAGAGUUUGCUAGGCUUGUGGCUUUAUCGCAGCGGCGAACAGGAAUGGGCCGUUAAGCAGGGAAGUCCUUUGCAUGCGCUCAAAAAGGAGUCCUCAGCUUCCUCAGCAACUGCAACUUCAACUUCGCAUGCAAAUCUAUCGCGUCAUGCCUCAGCGCCAGGCGAUAAUUUUCUAAUUUACUCACCCAAGAAGCUGGAGCACAAUGGCGAAUCGCAUCGUUCCGGCGAUGCAGAGCGUCAGCAUUCACCAGGCGAGCGCAUUUCGAUACUAUUCACGCUCAAAAAUCAAGUGGGCAACUUGGCACGUGCUCUCCAAGUGUUCCAGGAGCUGGGCAUAAAUGUCUUGCACUUGGAGCUGUCGCCUCUGGAGACUUCUAGCAAUCAGGCGGACGUGCUGGUCGAUGUAGAGUGUGAUCCGCGUCGCUUGGAUCAGGUGGUAAAGAUGCUAAAUCGCGAAGUCGCUUCGGUCAACUAUACGUCCGUAAAUGCGCACAGCUUGGCAAGAGCUCCCUCACUAUCCGCUUGCUCCAGUUUCGACUUUGGCGAUAUGGUAUGGUUCCCACGCAAAAUAUCCGACAUAGACCAAGCGCAAAAUGUGCUCAUGUAUGGCUCCGAGCUAGAUGCGGACCAUCCAGGCUUUAAGGAUCCAGUGUAUCGCAAGCGGCGCGAGCAGUUCUCCGCCAUAGCCAACAACUUCAAGCAUGGUAAUCCCAUUCCGCGCGUGCAGUACACGCCUGAGGAGGUGAAAACUUGGGGAACUGUCUUCUUGGAGCUGCAUCGUCUGUAUCAGUUGCAUGCGGUGCCGGAGUACAUGGAGAACUGGCCGGAACUGGUCAAGUUCUGUGGCUACCGCGAGGACAACGUGCCACAGCUGCAGGACGUUAGCACCUAUCUAAAGCGCAAGACAGGCUUUCAGUUGCGCCCCGUCGCAGGAUAUCUCUCGCCGCGUGACUUUCUCUCUGGCCUGGCGUUCCGUGUGUUCCACUGCACGCAGUAUAUUCGCCACUCCUCGGAUCCCUUUUAUACUCCGGAGCCUGACUGUUGCCAUGAGCUUUUGGGCCAUAUGCCAUUGUUGGCCAACUCCAGCUUUGCCCAGUUCUCGCAGGAGAUCGGAUUGGCCUCGCUGGGUGCCUGCGAUGCGGAUAUUGAAAAACUGGCUACGCUGUACUUCUUUACGGUGGAGUUUGGCCUCUGCAAACAGGCGGACAGCAGCUUUAAGGUCUACGGGGCAGGUCUUCUGAGCUCCGUCGCAGAGCUGCAGCAUGCCAUAAUGGCCAAGGAUAAGAUCAAGAAAUUCGAUCCGGAGCUGACCUGCAAGGAGGAGUGCAUUAUAACCUCCUAUCAGAACGCCUAUUACUAUACAGAUUCGUUCGAGGAGGCCAAGGAGCAAAUGCGCGCUUUUGCGGAGAGCAUACAACGUCCGUUUGGAGUGCGCUAUAAUCCGUACACCAGCAGCGUCGAGGUGCUGUCCAAUGCGCAGAAGAUUACCGCUGUGGUCAGCGAGCUGAAGGGCGACCUGAGCAUUGUGUGCGCGGCUUUGCGCAAGAUCUCCGCCACGGAUGAGAAUCUGGAUGUGGAUUGCAUAGCCAACAUGUUGCACAAGAGUCUUAAUGUGCGUGCUCCUGGCUCUGGCAACGCCAACAGUCCGGAAAACUCGGACAAUUCCAUAGCCGAAGGCGAUUAGAGCAACUACAACUAAACUAUAUAAUGGGACCACACAUAUAUAC